This is a messenger RNA of Physella acuta, 2885 nucleotides long. RefSeq names its product eukaryotic translation initiation factor 3 subunit L. Gene Ontology annotation, cellular component: cytoplasm; eukaryotic translation initiation factor 3 complex. Gene Ontology annotation, molecular function: translation initiation factor activity; protein binding. The record is from RefSeq and is a predicted model, not a curated record. NCBI's taxonomy places the organism in Eukaryota, Metazoa, Mollusca, Gastropoda, Physidae. Gene Ontology annotation, biological process: translational initiation.
GUCCUGGCCCUUUUUAUAAAAUCUGGCAAUCCUGUUCUGUCAACACCGGCAUCUUCAUAAAACAACAUGUCGGGGACGUGGGCGAGCGAAAUAGAACCAGAUUAUGUUCCAGGCUACUAUGGAGCCUAUGGGGACUACGACAUGACCCACACAGGUGAUCCCCGCCAGGACCUGGAGUAUGAAAGACACUAUGCAUCUCACAGCUACAUAGUGCCAGAAGUCAUCAAGAACUUCCUGCUUUUCUUUCAAAAGUGUAUCAACCAACAGGACCUCCUGGAGAUUCAAAACUCUUAUGAGAAUGGUUUCAACAAGUUGACUGAUCGCUUUUUUAAGAACUCGGCAUGGCCAGAGGCUGAAGUUGUUGCUCCCAUUGUGGGAAACGAUAAGCGAUUCCUUAUUUUGUAUAAAGAGCUCUACUACAGACAUGUUUAUGCCAGAGUUUCAGGUGGCCCUACACUAGAACAGCGUUUUGAGUCUUACUACAACUACUGCAACCUGUUCAACUAUAUUCUUAAUGCAGAUGGGCCUGUACCACUUGAAUUGCCUGACCAAUGGCUUUGGGACAUUAUUGAUGAGUUCAUAUACCAGUUCCAAGCCUUCAGUAUCUUUAGACACAAAACUGGAAGUAAGAGGACUGAAGAUGAGAUAGAGUUACUCAGAAGUAACCCUAAGAUCUGGAAUGUACACAGUGUGUUGAAUGUGCUACACUCCCUUGUGGAGAAAUCAAACAUCAACAAGCAGCUGGAGGUCUACACAAGUGGAGGGGAUCCUGACAGUGUGUCUGGAGAGUUUGGUCAGAACUCCUUGUACAAGAUGUUGGGAUACUUCAGUCUUGUUGGUCUGCUCAGGCUACACUCCUUGCUGGGGGACUACUACCAGGCCCUCAAAGUUCUGGAAAAUAUUGACUUCAACAAAAAGAGCUUGUAUUCCAGAGUGCCAGCUUGUCAGAUCACCACAUUCUAUUACGUGGGAUUUGCCUAUAUGAUGAUGCGACGCUAUCAAGAUGCUAUACGUACAUUGUCCAACAUACUUUUGUACAUCCAGCGUACUAAAACUAUGUUCCAGAACAAAGCACAGCUCUAUGACCAGAUCACCAAGAUGAACGACAAAAUGUACACUCUGUUGUCCAUUUGUCUGGUCCUGUACCCCAUGAGGAUUGAUGAAAGUGUACAUUCUCAUUUGAGAGAAAAGUACCAAGAUAAAAUGAACAGAAUGCAGAAAGGAGAACUCCAGGAGUUUGAAGCUUCUUUCUCUUUUGCCUGCCCCAAGUUCUUGUCACCUGUUCCUCCCAACUAUGAUAGUGAGCUGACACCAGCACAGGCAAAGGAACCCUACCAACUCCAACUUUUAGUAUUCAAAGAUGAGGUUCAACAACAGAUUCAGAUACCUACUAUUCGAAGUUACUUAAAGUUGUACACAACACUACCUAUCUCUAAGCUUUCUGCCUUCAUGGAAAUGAGUGAAGAAGAUCUCUGCAUGCAUUUGAUGUGCUUUAAGCACAAAAUGAAGAAUUUAGUUUGGACAAAGGGAACCAGUGGACUGGAAGGAGAGUUUCAAUCUGCUUCAGAAGUGGACUUUUAUAUUGAUAAGAACAUGAUCCAUAUAGCUGACACCAAGGUUGUAGCCCACCCUUACACCUUUUCCUUACAUGGUAUUAAAAUAAGUAACAUCUAUUCCAGAACAUGAUCCAUAUAGCUGACACCAAGGUUGUAGCCCACCCUUACACCUUUUCCUUACAUGGUAUUAAAAUAAGUAACAUCUAUUCCAGAACAUGAUCCAUAUAGCUGACACCAAGGUUGUAGCCCACCCUUACACCUUUUCCUUACAUGGUAUUAAAAUAAGUAACAUCUAUUCCAGAACAUGAUCCAUAUAGCUGACACCAAGGUUGUAGCCCACCCUUACACCUUUUCCUUACAUGGUAUUAAAAUAAGUAACAUCUAUUCCAGAACAUGAUCCAUAUAGCUGACACCAAGGUUGUAGCCCACCCUUACACCUUUUCCUUACAUGGUAUUAAAAUAAGUAACAUCUAUUCCAGAACAUGAUCCAUAUAGCUGACACCAAGGUUGUAGCCCACCCUUACACCUUUUCCUUACAUGGUAUUAAAAUAAGUAACAUCUAUUCCAGAACAUGAUCCAUAUAGCUGACACCAAGGUUGUAGCCCACCCUUACACCUUUUCCUUACAUGGUAUUAAAAUAAGUAACAUCUAUUCCAGAACAUGAUCCAUAUAGCUGACACCAAGGUUGUAGCCCACCCUUACACCUUUUCCUUACAUGGUAUUAAAAUAAGUAACAUCUAUUCCAGAACAUGAUCCAUAUAGCUGACACCAAGGUUGUAGCCCACCCUUACACCUUUUCCUUACAUGGUAUUAAAAUAAGUAACAUCUAUUCCAGAACAUGAUCCAUAUAGCUGACACCAAGGUUGUAGCCCACCCUUACACCUUUUCCUUACAUGGUAUUAAAAUAAGUAACAUCUAUUCCAGAACAUGAUCCAUAUAGCUGACACCAAGGUUGUAGCCCACCCUUACACCUUUUCCUUACAUGGUAUUAAAAUAAGUAACAUCUAUUCCAGAACAUGAUCCAUAUAGCUGACACCAAGGUUGUAGCCCACCCUUACACCUUUUCCUUACAUGGUAUUAAAAUAAGUAACAUCUAUUCCAGAACAUGAUCCAUAUAGCUGACACCAAGGUUGUAGCCCACCCUUACACCUUUUCCUUACAUGGUAUUAAAAUAAGUAACAUCUAUUCCAGAACAUGAUCCAUAUAGCUGACACCAAGGUUGUAGCCCACCCUUACACCUUUUCCUUACAUGGUAUUAAAAUAAGUAACAUCUAUUCCAGAACAUGAUCCAUAUAGCUGACACCAAGGUUGUAGCCCACCCUUACACCU